CUUUCUUGUCAGCUUGUUUUUUUUGUAAACACAAGCUGCACAAAGCUAACCCCAAAGCUCUUGCAAUAUAUAUUUCUUUUCUUGCUCAACAGUUAUGUCGGUUUUGUAUAUUUAAUAUAUAUGUGUGACAAAAAAAAAUAUUGCAAAGCAGAUUAAAAAAUCGUAUAAAUUGCUCAUUAUGGCGUUGUCAAGAGAAUUAUUAAAGCGAUUAAACUCGGAUGACUAUCCUUUGGCGAAGCGAUUAAAAUUAGCGGAAACAGCUUUUUGUACGGUGGAUUUGCCACUCACUCGGAAAGAGGAUUUACUUCUGAAGUGGCUGUGCAAUAGUUGUGCUACGAAUCAACAUGCUUGGCAAACUUUGAAUAAUUGUUUGAAGUUUGACCAUAUCAAUAUUAGGCCCGAUGUAAAACAAUGUUUGAUCGAUGUACUUGUGCAAACAUUAGAGAGCGAUAUGGAAAACAUAUAUGAGGAGGUCCUCCAAUGUUGCACUUUAGUUCUCACUAAUAAUAGUAUACGACAAUAUUUUACAAACAAGCCGAAGAUUCUAGGUCUGUUAAUGAAAGCCCUGUUAAACAACGUGUUAAAACGUUCCAGCUAUGGUAGUGUCACGCAAGAGGAAUGCAGUCAAUUGUUUGAGCCAUGUAAAUUGUCUCCAACCGAAAAUAAUGCUAUAAUAAAUAUUAUCGAAAGUCUAAUGCAAAUAUAUAAACAGCUAAUUACUACGAAAGAUGAACUGAGAUUAAUUUUUAUACAGGAUAUUUUAUAUCCUAUGUGCAGUUUGGUUGAUCACACGCAUACAGACAAUAAAAACCAGCUUGGUAUAGCAGCGUAUAAGUGCAUCCAACAGUUGUUGUUAGGAAAAAGCAAAUCUAUACAAAAUAAACAGAUUGUAGAAAGUAAUCAAGCAAUGUUCUCAGACUUAUUUUGUGUGUUAUCCGAACACGUGAAGACAUCAAAUCUUCAGAGCAAUCUUUUAACUUAUCAAUUUAUUUUCCGUACCAUAAUAGGUACUUAUAAAUCGAAUGCUGCUUUGUUGGAUAUGUUCUUUAGAAAUCUAAUCAACUCCUCUGGAAAGUAUAAGUGGGAAAUCAUGGAUUCUUUCCUCAAAUUACUGAAUGACAUAACGCUCGAUUUUGAUAAUAUUAUAGAUGAUAUAACAUUGACCGAGUACUUCCAGAAUUUUAUAAGUGAGAUUUUGACGCUCGACGACGUAACACGUGUGCAUUAUAGAGUGCUUGCACAACUUUCGUAUAUCAAUCCACUUUUGAUAGAGAAAAACAUCUCAGAUAUCUUAAAUAAGAUACUUAUGAAAGAACAAACUGUUGAU
This is a messenger RNA of Temnothorax curvispinosus, 1327 nucleotides long. RefSeq lists its product as uncharacterized. The annotation marks the transcript as partial. Lineage: Eukaryota; Metazoa; Arthropoda; Insecta; Hymenoptera; Formicidae. The record is from RefSeq and is a predicted model, not a curated record. The transcript is spliced from 2 exons.